This is a messenger RNA of Callorhinchus milii (elephant shark), 1390 nucleotides long. Its product is annotated as protein mono-ADP-ribosyltransferase PARP12-like. Lineage: Eukaryota; Metazoa; Chordata; Chondrichthyes; Chimaeriformes; Callorhinchidae. The record is from RefSeq and is a predicted model, not a curated record. Gene Ontology annotation, molecular function: metal ion binding; NAD+ poly-ADP-ribosyltransferase activity.
AUGGUUGCAUUCGCUCCCAUAGCUUUACAGACAACACCACCAAGCUUCUGCUCGAGAGGCUCUAAUGGAAACCAUAUCAAAAGUCCACCCUCCACUGGUGAUGAAGAGAAGGGCGCUGCAUGUCAGCAGGCAUCCACGAGCUCCAGGGGCAAUGCGGACUCAGAAGAGAUCUGUCUGUACUUCCUCAGAAAAAACUGCAGCUACAAGGACAAGUGCAUCCGGAUUCACUGGCAUUUGCCAUACAAGUGGCAGAUCUACAACAAAACAUGGACCAACCUCGCAAACAUGGAGCAGAUUGAAAUGGCUUUCUGUGACCCAGACAAUUCCAUCAGCUUUGAGCCUUCAUCCAUUAACUUUGAGACAAUGAUGUGCGGCUCUAACCCGGUAAGACGUCUCUCCACGGCCUCCUCGGUCACUAAACCUCCAUAUUUUAUCAUGACCACAGAAUGGUUAUGGUACAAGAAAGAAAAGUUGGGCACCUGGACUGAGUAUGGAUGCCAAGAUGACCACGCUCUGCCUGUAACAUCUGCAGACCUGGAGAAUGUCUAUUUGGCCAAUAAGGAUGACGAAAUGCCUAUUGUCAUAGGAGAAUUCAGCGACUUCCUGAGCUUUAAAGAAAUGUGCCAGAAAAAUGUGUUACAAGGUACAUCGAAUGAAGUGCGGAGGAGACCAAGAUUUAUCACUGAGGAGGAUGUAGAAAAAAAGAUCCAGGGCAAAUCACAGUCUGCACAAGUAGAAGCCAGUGCCUGUGAACCAAAAAACAUUCCUGAAAACUACAAAUCAGCUUUGUCAGACAUGGGAUAUCAGCGAGUUGCACUCUCUACAUUCUCCAAGGAAUAUGAAGAAAUACAGUCUCUUUUCCAGCAGACCAUGCCAACCGGCGCAAUCCAGAAAAUUGACCGGAACCAAAACCUUGGACUUUGGGAAAUAUUCCAGUGGCAGAAAGAAAGGAUGAAGAAGAGGGACAAUGGAAAGCCUGUAGAUGAGAGAUUCCUUUUCUGUAGCACAGACCCAAUGUUUGUUGAUGCAAUCUGCAACCAGAACUUUGAGUGGGGAAGCUGUGCACAGGUUGGGACUUUAUACGGAAACGGGAGGUACUUUGCCAGGGAUGCUUUGGAUUCCAAAAUGGACUUGUAUUCAGAUUUCACUGCAGACACUAGGUUCAUGUUCUUGGCACGCGUAUUGGUCGGAGAAUUCACUCAAGGACGCCCAGGUUAUCACCAACCACCACGCAAAGAUGGCAGAAACACCAAUCUAUAUGAUAGCUGCGUUGAUUUCCCCUCUGACCCAACUAUUUUUGUUAUAUUCGAGAAGUGUCAGAUAUACCCAGAAUACAUUAUAGAAUAUAUUGACUAAUACAAAUACACAAACUCAUUCCCUAUAUGUAGAA